AUGGAGGAGCUAGCCUCAGUGACGCCAGCCUCCAAGCGUAUUGUGCGCAGCACCAAGCACGACUAUCAGGGCAGUGAGCUGGCGAGCUGGAAGUGCACAGAGUUCCUGUACAAGAAGGACCCGUGUCCCCUGCCAACGCAGGCGCGCGGCCUAUUCACCACCGGCACUGACAACAAGACAAUUGUUGCGCGCGGGUACAACAAGUUCUUCAAUGUGGGUGAAGUGAAACAGACAAAGUGGGGGUGGAUCGAGGCGAACACGCGCGGACCGUACGAGCUGACGGUCAAGGAGAACGGGUGCCUGAACCUUGCCGCCGGGCUUAACGACGGCAAAAGCCUGCUGGUAACAAGCAAGCAUUCGGUCAACGUCCCGCAUGCUGAAGUUGGCAUGCAGUGGAUGCACCGGCAUCUGGAGCGGGCCAACCGGACGCCUGAGGAAUUCGCAGCGUUCCUGGCCGAGAACAACGCGACCGCGGUGUUUGAGCUGUGCGACGAUUCGUUCGAGGAGCAUAUCCUCGAGUACCCCGAGCGGAUGCGCGGGCUGUAUUUGCACGGGAUCAACCGCAACUCUGUUGACCUGUGGACGUGGCCCAGCGAGGAGGUGACCAGGGUAGCCAGGGAGUUUGGGUUUAUGGAGACAAAGUAUUUUGUAUUCGACACUAUCGGGGAGGCCCGCGCCAUGGCUGACAAGGUGCGCAACGACCGGGUGCUGGAUGGCCGGGCCAUCGAGGGAUUCGUUGUGCGGUGCAGGAUGCAUGACAGCGAGCGUCCGUUUAUGUUCAAGAUAAAGUACGACGAGCCAUAUCUGAUGUUUCGUGAGUGGCGCGAGAUCACCAACCGCAUACUGCAUGACAAGCCGUACCGCACCUCAUAUGCCCUAAGCAAGCUCUAUGCGGCGUGGGUCAAAAAUCAGAUCAAGGAGCAUCCGGAGCAGUUUGAGAGCUUUGGCAAGCAGCAGGGCAUCAUUGCUGCGCGCACACGCUUCCUCGAGGCUCACCGCAGAUCCGGUGGCUCCGACGCCGAUGUGUUUGAGGCUGUGGGCGGCCGAAAGUCUGUGCUUCUGGUGCCCGUGGCCACUAUCGGCUGCGGCAAGACUACGGUGUCGCUGGCGCUAUCCAGGCUGUUCGGAUUCGGUCACGUGCAGAACGACAACAUCACUGCCAAGAAAAACGCGCGGGGCGCCUUCCAUCGCGCAAUCCUGAACGAGUUUGACAGCCAUGACUUUGUGGUGGCCGACCGCAACAACCACAUGCCGGUGCUGCGCCAGUCGCUGACCGAGGCCAUUCGCGAGGAGCUGCCCAACUGCCGGAUCGUGGCCAUGCAGUGGAGCCAUGAGGAUGCUCCAGCCGACAGGAUUCUGCAAAACACAUCCAACCGCGUCAUUGCGCGUGGCGAGGGGCACCAGUCGCUGACGCCCAAGGGUACGCCGCAGUUCCGCAGCAUCAUGCGAAAUUUCGUGCGCGAGUUCCGACCCAUUGAUGCUGAUUCUGAGGCGGACGGACUGAUUGAGCACGUCAUUGAGCUGGAUCCGAUGGCUGACUCAAGCACAAAUUUGCGCGCAGUCAUCGACACCAUGUGUGAGAUGUUCCCGGAGAUGCUGCAGAGGCCGAGCGAGGAUGAAAUCGACGCGGCGCUGAACGAGGCUCUCACG
Molecule: messenger RNA, 1650 nt
Organism: Linderina pennispora
Lineage: Eukaryota; Fungi; Kickxellomycota; Kickxellomycetes; Kickxellales; Kickxellaceae
Exons: 1
Biological process (GO): tRNA splicing, via endonucleolytic cleavage and ligation
Cellular component (GO): nuclear inner membrane
Molecular function (GO): ATP binding; RNA ligase (ATP) activity
Source: RefSeq, a predicted model, not a curated record